ACGAUGAUUUACUAGAGAAGAAGAAGAAAACAAUGGAAAAUUCGAAACAAGAGAAGCCGCGAAGGAAAAACUACCGAAAGAGAAACCCAACCGAAGAACACAACCAACUCCCACAAUCCCAAUCAAACAAUGAUUCCGACGACGAACACGAAAGAAGAUUGGCAUUGGAAGAGAUCAAGCUUCUCCAGAAGCAGAGAGAAAGGAAAUCAGGAAUUCCUGCAAACCUCACUUUGCAGCAAUCUAAUCCUAGUAUUUCCGGCGGUUCAGCUGCUAAAGCAGUUGAAAAGAACGACGGCGGCGGCGAUGGUGGUGACAAGGAUGAUCUUGUUCUUCAAGACACGUUUGCUCAAGAAACUGCUGUUAUGGAUGAAGAUCCCAAUAUGGUUAAGUAUAUUGAGCAGGAAUUAGCGAAGAAGAGAGGUAGGAAUAUUGAUGAAGAAGAUCAAGUGGAGAAUGAGUUGAAACGUGCUGAAGAUGAACUAUAUACAAUCCCUGACCAUCUUAAAGUAAAAAAGCGAAAUUCCGAAGAAAGCUCUACACAGUGGACCACUGGUAUUGCUGAGAUUCAGCUUCCAAUAGAAUAUAAAUUGAAAAAUAUUGAAGAAACAGAGGCUGCCAAAAAGCUUCUGCAGGAAAAGAGGCUUAUGGUUGGUCGGGCAAAGUCAGAUUUCAGCAUUCCAUCAAGUUACAGUGCUGAUUAUUUCCAGCGGGGCAGGGAUUAUGCUGAAAAACUUAGAAGAGAACAUCCCGAGUUGUACAAAGAAAGAAGUCUACAGGAUGAUAGUUCUGCAUCCAAACAAAAUGAUGCCGGCAGUGAUGCUGCUGGAGCAAUACAGAGGCAAGCUGCAACUGACCAGUUCAUGUUAGAGCGUUUCAAGAAACGAGAACGUCAUCGUGUCCGGAGAUGACAUUAAUGUGAUGUUAGUGGGCUUAAUUUACAUCAAUCUGCGAAAGAUCUGCGAAAGAUAUUGUAUGAACUUGUUGUAAUGGGUAGAAUGGUAACUGUGCUUUAUUAUUAGGCAAUCUUCAUGUACUGAGAUGAUAUUCAGAUUUUGUUUCAUUAAACAGUUGUUUUUUUAGGCUUACUCUGCCAUUUGCUUUGCCUCAGUGACUCAAGAUAGUUCUAUAUUAUUAUACCAAAAUGUUAGUUUAUUAGAAAAAGUUGUUAUGAAUUUUAUACACGGCUUACAUUACAUAUAUAUUCUAUUUCUUUCUUCAAAUAGUACUCGACAUAAAACAAAAACUUCUAUUAGUUGGGAUUAAAGGUGGAGAAGCACCAAAUUUCAAAAUUGCCCAUUGGCCAUUCUAAUCUGAAGUAUAUUUUUGGAUGCAACCAUAUACACCGAAUCCAUUCGUAAAUAAGACAUCUAUCAAGAAUCCAUU
Molecule: messenger RNA, 1383 nt
Organism: Vicia villosa (hairy vetch)
Lineage: Eukaryota; Viridiplantae; Streptophyta; Magnoliopsida; Fabales; Fabaceae
Product: protein COP1 SUPPRESSOR 2-like
Exons: 6
Coding region: 33-908 (291 amino acids)
Biological process (GO): mRNA splicing, via spliceosome
Cellular component (GO): spliceosomal complex
Source: RefSeq, a predicted model, not a curated record